ACCCGGUAGUGAUGUCAGUUCCCGGAGUUAAGAAACGUGGCCUUAGUAAAUGGGCAGUGAUAGAGGUGUAGCGGUUAGUAAUACUAUAACAGUAAUUAAGACCUGCUCGUGUGUAGUCUGACAGAUAUAUUUUGAUCAUUUUGACAUCUGAGCAUUGCACGUAAACAUGGCCGAUGUCGACCAGGGAUCGACAUUUUCCAGUGAAUCCGCUUCUCCGGCGCUUGACAGUCUAAAUGCCAAUGUCUCCAAUGGAACCGACUCCACCAAUGCCACGGUAGCCAAGUUUGUUUCGACACCUGAAGGCACGGCUUUGGCAUAUGGAAGCCUCGUAUUUAUGGCCCUGCUCCCCAUCUUCUUCGGAGCGCUGCGGUCAGUCAGCUGUGCCAAGAGCAAGAACUCCUCGGACAUGCCAGAAACCAUCACCAGCCGAGACGCGGCCAGAUUCCCCAUCAUUGCCAGCUGCACUCUGUUUGGGCUGUACAUCUUUUUCAAAAUAUUUUCUCAAGAGUACAUCAAUUUGCUACUAUCAAUGUACUUCUUUGUGUUGGGGAUUUUAGCGCUGUCACACACUAUCAGUCCCUUCAUGAACAAGAUAUUUCCUGCAAACUUCCCAAAUAAGCAGUAUCAGCUGCUAUUCACCCAGGGAUCUGGGGAAAACAAAGAGGAAAUUGUCAAUUAUGAGUUUGAUACCAAAGAUCUUGUGUGCCUUUGCUUCAGCAGUGUGGUUGGAGUUUGGUACGUCCUCAAAAAGCACUGGAUUGCCAACAAUCUCUUUGGGUUGGCUUUUGCUCUCAAUGGAGUGGAGCUGCUGCAUCUCAACAAUGUCAGCACUGGCUGCAUCCUCCUGGGAGGCCUCUUUGUAUAUGAUGUCUUCUGGGUUUUUGGGACCAAUGUUAUGGUGACAGUGGCCAAGUCAUUUGAAGCACCAAUUAAAUUGGUUUUCCCCCAGGAUCUCCUGGAGAAAGGCCUAGAAGCCAGCAACUUUGCCAUGCUAGGUCUGGGUGACAUUGUGAUCCCAGGUAUCUUUAUUGCGUUACUUCUGCGUUUUGAUGUCAGUCUGAAAAAGAACACCCGUACCUAUUUCUAUACCAGUUUCUUCGCCUACAUAUUCGGCCUGGGCCUGACUAUAUUCGUCAUGCACACCUUUAAACAUGCUCAGCCAGCUCUCCUGUAUCUGGUCCCAGCCUGCAUUGGAUUCCCGGUUGUGGUAGCUCUUUUAAAGGGAGAGCUGACUGAAAUGUUCAGGUAUGAAGAAUCUUCCCCUCUACCAGAGGUAGCCUCUAACGAAGAGAAAGAGACCGAGAAAAAGGAAAAAUAGUGAAAGUGAAGCUCAGCACAUCGUACUGCCUCUACAUUUCACAGCUCUGUAUACUGAUGAGGGAAGUUGGCAAUUCUGUCGCGGAUGUGUUUGUUGUACGAGAAAACUAUAUUAAAGUAAUUGUAUUUCAUUGGAUAUUUUGUAGCAUAUAAGUGGUUUGUUUAAAGAAAAAAAGUACAACAGCGUAUUGGUGCCUAUGUAUUCCAUUUUUUAUUUAUUACAAAUUGCCUUGCAUUCUCAUAGGCAGACUUUAUUUUGAUGUUAAUUAAGGCCAGAAUUUUAAAUCUGUCACUGAAAAUAUUGCAUUUUCCUUGUGAACCCGAUAUGACAAGGGGGAAGCACAUAUUUCUUUUAUAAUGACACCUAUUUUAGGGGGUUCCUAAAGAAUGCGAUUGAAAUAUAUUCAUAGUUUUGUUCCGAUUGGAAUAACAUUUAACUGACUUUCAUAGUUUUUCUAGCACACUUUCUAUUUUUUAACUUUAUAACUCAAACGAAACCAUUUUGUUAUGUGCAUGCACCAGUAGGAUUAUGUCAGAGGUCAUGCACCAAAUUUUAAUGUGUGUUUCCUGUGCGCACAUUCAUGUUUAAAUAUAUCCUUCUGCAGGAUAUUCAGUGUUCCUUCCUAUUCUUUCGGAUUUGUAAAACUCUUAUCACCCAUGUAUGUUCUGCAUUUACUGUCUUUUGUUGUUAUAGCAUUUAAAAGACUAUUGGCUUGAAUGUGUUAUCUUCAGUACAGAGACAGUAAAGCAGCAAUUCUUUAGAAUAUAACCUCGCUUUUAGUGUAAGAUGAAGGAUUAACUAUAUUUGCAAUCCUAAAGAUUUCUACAGCCUGUCAUAAAGCACAUUUAUGAUUCUUGAAUUGCUCUUUCGAUCAGUUUUAACCCAUUUCAUGUCAUUAUGAAGCAAGUAUUCUUGAAAAAAAAAGUAAAUUGUGAGAUAUCUAAAGUUUGUCUUCUUAAUUCUUUCUACUGAAUUAGUUCUAUUACUAGACCACAGCGGGGUAAUACUGCAUCUCCAUGAAGAAUGAUUUGCCUUACUGGAUUUGGGAUUUGACUGCAAACCUUAAAUCAAUGUAUCUGGAAACAAAUAUCAGACUUCUUACAUCUAAAUUUCUUUUGAACUCUGAUUUACAUUCUGCACUUGAAUCUACUGGACUCUUAGUCACUGAUAUCUGCUGAAUACCUAAUUUCAUUGUAUGUAACCAUGCAAGCUGGAAUGUCAAUGUGGCAUUACCCUGCUGGUUCCAAACAUCUUCAUUUUGUCCUUCCUGUUUGCAGUUAUGUGUGUUAGAUUUUUUUUCUUCUUCUAGGUUCUUGUAAGCAGGAAAUUUAUUAAGACCAUUAUGUUACUGCUGCACUUGGUCGGUGAUAGACAAGCUACGUGUUUCUACUUAUCAAAUGCAGCAGCAGUUUUACAGUAUUGUCUUCUUAAAUCCCAACAGAAACUGGCAAGAUCCUUGUACUGUUAGAAGUAAAAGAGUUUAAGGUUCUGGCUUUUCUGUGUUAGGGUUAGGUCAGAUUAGGAGGGUUAUUUUUUUAUUUCAUGUCCAUGCUUUGCUUGAUCUAUGUUUUAAAUAUGCUAUCAUCUGCUUUUUAUCCCCUAUUGUACCAAUGCAAGUUCAGGCUAGCUUCUUUGCGGAGGAGCUGUACCGUUCUGCAAUAAACUGUGGUGUACACCACUGUAGAGAUGCAUAAA
Messenger RNA from Lepisosteus oculatus (spotted gar), 3013 nucleotides. NCBI's taxonomy places the organism in Eukaryota, Metazoa, Chordata, Actinopteri, Semionotiformes, Lepisosteidae. The record is from RefSeq and is a predicted model, not a curated record.